AUGGCCUUGCUCCCUGAACUGCACAGAGACCAACAGGCUGUCAAGAGGGAGGUGUGCUGCUGGAGGUGCCAUAUCCUGUCCCCUUCAAACAGCUUCAAGAGUGUCUGGUGGAUGGUGCUGCUUGUAGGAAUCAGCUGGGCAGCAGAAAGCAUGAGCUGUCCAAAGGAAUGCACUUGCCAGUACCUGACGGUGAACUGCACAGGGAAGCAGCUGGAAGAGCUCCCAGCAGCAAUCCCACUGGACACCAGGCAGCUGAUCCUGGCUCAAAACAAACUCAGCUAUUUGCCUUCAGUGGAGCUCAACUUCCUCAGUGAUUUGAUCUAUUUAGACUGCAGCGGCAAUGCUCUCGGUGAGAACCUGGAUUUCACUUUUGUCAGCAUCAUCAAGCUUGUCUACCUGGACCUCAGCUUCAACAACCUCACACAAGUGACAUUUGGCACCUUCUCACAGCUCAGUAGCCUGGUGGUGCUAAAGCUCUCAGACAACCCAGGUCUGGUGGAGAUCGAGAAGGACUCCUUUGCCAACAACACCUGGCUGAGGCACCUAGACGUGAGUCGCUGCAGCCUGACGUUCCUUGACACAAGCACUGUCAGGGACCUGCCAAACCUGAGGAGCCUGAGCUUAAGUGGGAACCCUUGGUUCUGCAACUGCUCCUUUAUGGAACUGACUGGCUGGAUGAAAGGAAGUGGGGUGACUGUCUCAGACCCUGACAAUGUCACCUGCUACAGCCCAGCUUUUGUGCAUGGCAUGAGAAUGCUGGAAGAGGCACAGGAACAACUCCAUUACAAGUGCUACAUCCAUUUUGAUGACCAAGACUAUCUCUUCCUGGGGCUGGUUGGCUUUUGUAUAUUCUCUGCCGGUACAGUGCUGGCCUGGCUCUUAGGAGUGUGCGCAGUGAUAUAUGAAUUCUUAACUGCCACAGAAGAGGAUGAAGAGGAUGAUGAAGAGGAAGGAGCCCACUAG
This is a messenger RNA of Hemicordylus capensis (graceful crag lizard), 963 nucleotides long. It is a transcript of the gene LRRC52, whose product is annotated as leucine rich repeat containing 52. The record is from RefSeq and is a predicted model, not a curated record. Gene Ontology annotation, cellular component: voltage-gated potassium channel complex. Bases 1 to 963 code for a protein of 320 amino acids. The transcript has 2 exons. Gene Ontology annotation, molecular function: transmembrane transporter binding; voltage-gated potassium channel activity; potassium channel activator activity. NCBI's taxonomy places the organism in Eukaryota, Metazoa, Chordata, Lepidosauria, Squamata, Cordylidae.